This is a messenger RNA of Amphibalanus amphitrite, 1394 nucleotides long. Its product is annotated as protein ABHD14B-like. Lineage: Eukaryota; Metazoa; Arthropoda; Thecostraca; Balanomorpha; Balanidae. Bases 105 to 935 code for a protein of 276 amino acids. The record is from RefSeq and is a predicted model, not a curated record. The transcript is spliced from 6 exons.
UUCACGCAGGGCCGCAUUCGCGUGUCAGUGUGGUUGCUUGUGUUGCAGAUUGAGGACAUCUUUGAAGUUGGUGUGAAAGUCAAAGUAACUUUUGCUUUGUAAGGAUGCUUUCUUUUAGAAGAUGCAUAUUCCUUGGGUUCUUGGUGGCAGGAUUGACAUUACUUUGGGUUAUAAAACAUCCAAGAAUGACAUCGGUGGCUGAAGGAGCUGGUGAUGUUCAGGUCAAGCCCAAAGCAGACAAGAAAGCUGUUGAUCUGACAUCUGGAGAACUGCCCAACAUUGAUGCCAGUCAGAUAACAGUUACUGCCAGCCAGAUUGAUGUGGAUGGUGUAAAGUUACAUCAUGCCAUAGCCCAGCCACAAUCACCUGUUCCUGGGGCAGUUUCAUUUCUGCUCUUACAUGGAGCUGCUUUCUCGUCAGAAACCUGGCAUGAGCUUGGAACUCUGCAGACAUUGGCAGCUCUUGGGUAUACUGUCAUUGCUAUCGACAUGCCUGGACCUGGUUUCCGCCGCUCACGGACGGAGGGUAACGGGCCGACGGACGCAGCUGGCCGCGCGACGUUCCUGGACGCUGUGCGCCGCUCACUGCACCUCGGCGACCGGGUGGUGGUCGUUUCGCCGUCGCUGUCGGGCCAGUUUUCUAUACCGCUACUGUUGCAGCAGCCCAGCUGGCUGGCCGGAUACGUGCCCGUGGCGCCCGUCGGCACUGAACAAAUCACCCCGACCAAUGCUGCAGACAUCAAGGUGCCGACGGUGAUAGUGUACGGCUCGAAAGAUCACGAUCUGGGCGAGUCAUCGGAGCGCGUGCUCUCUCAGAUCGGCGGCUCAUCGGUGGUGGUAGUGCCGGGCGGAGGGCACCCGGCCUACCUGCACAACCCGACACUCUGGCACCGCGUACUCUACAACUUCGCACGCCGUUUGCAGCCCGCCGCUUGAGGUCCCUCUGCUGAUCGACAGUGUGGAGCGGGCGAUUGAGCGGUGUUUAUAAUCGAUCACAAAUUAUUGGGGUGUUGCAUAUGAAAUGAUACCUAUCGAGGUGGAUAUGAGGACUUCGAACAAUGACGAUAUCGAGCUGCAUAUCGGACCAAUGGCGCGCUAGCAUUUACAGCGGGCUUUGUGCCGGAGUCGAGAACAGAUAAUUCGCCGCAGAGCUUAAACUGUCUUAUUACACUGCUGCUAAGGUUGCCGACAAGAAGGCAGGUAGUGCUCUUAUGUUGAAUGUUUUAGUGCUAUGUGAUUGCGAACGGAAAAGUUAUGCCCUGCGUGAAACCAGUUAGCUAAGAGGGGAAUGGGUUUCGCGAUUGUCUUAUUCGUGCUGUGAAAGGCUGAUGUACGUAAUUGGCCUGUGAUAUGUCGUGGGACACCACCAUCAAAUAUACACAUAUCUAUUUGCAA